GUAUGUGGGCUUGUUAACUCACAAUUCUUCAUUACUUCAUAACCCAGCUUACCAAAACAAGAAUAAAAAUGUCUACAAACUCCCUUAAGUCCCAUAUUGAUGCAGAAUUAUGCCUUGCAUUGUACAGAAAAUCCUUGAAAUCCAAGGAGAUGGAACAUGAUGGGACUCAUUUCGAUGGACAGUACCCUCACCUAUUUGUAAUAAUGGGAGCCUCGGGUGAUUUGGCACAAAAAAAAAUAUACCCCACUUUGUGGUGGCUUUUCCGAGAUAAUUUGCUUCCCUCUGAAACAGUGUUUUAUGGCUAUGCUAGAAGUAAAAUGACCGUAGAUCAACUGAAGAAAAAAUGUGAAUCAUACAUGAAUGUUAAACCUGCUGAAAAAGAGCGUUAUGAAGAAUUUUGGACCUUAAAUCAUUACAUGUCUGGCCAGUAUGAUUCAAGAACCGAUUUCGAACAUUUGAAUCAGGAACUUUCAAAAUUUGAGAGAGGACCUACUGCGAAUCGAUUAUUUUAUUUGGCUCUGCCACCCACUGUUUAUGAGAAUGUGACAGUUCAUAUCAGAAAUGCUUGUAUGGGUACCAAAGGAUGGACGCGUGUUAUUAUCGAAAAACCUUUUGGACGCGACUUGGAGUCAUCAGAAAAACUGUCCAGCCAUUUGGCCUCAUUGUUUAAGGAAUCUGAAAUUUAUCGAAUUGACCACUAUCUGGGCAAAGAAAUGGUUCAGAACCUGAUGACGCUCCGGUUCGGAAACAGAAUUUUUAAUCCCACAUGGAACAGGGACAAUAUCGCAUCGAUACAGAUCAGUUUCAAGGAACCGUUCGGGACUCAGGGCAGAGGAGGGUAUUUUGACGAGUUUGGAAUUAUAAGGGAUAUUAUGCAAAACCAUCUUCUGCAAAUUCUGACUCUGGUUGCGAUGGAGAAACCAGCUUCAUGUCAGCCUGAUGAUAUUAGAAAUGAAAAGGUAAAAGUAUUAAAAAGUAUCCAGGAACUUAAAUUGAGCGACAUCGUAGUAGGGCAAUACGUUGGAAACCCUGAAGGAGAAGGUGAUGCCAAACUUGGUUACCUCGAUGAUCCCACUGUCCCUAAAGGUUCAGUCACCCCCACUUAUGCCCUAGCUGUACUGCAUAUAAACAACGAGAGAUGGGAUGGAGUACCGUUCAUUCUCAAAUGCGGAAAAGCACUGAAUGAGCGGAAGGCGGAGGUAAGAAUUCAGUUCAGAGAUGUUCCUGGAGAUAUUUUCGAUGGCAAACCAAAGAGGAAUGAACUUGUCAUUCGUGUCCAGCCAGGUGAAGCUCUCUACGUCAAACUGAUGGUUAAAACCCCAGGAAUGGCUUUUGACAUGGAAGAAACGGAGUUGGAUCUUACAUAUGGAAGCAGAUAUGAGCACAUCAAACUACCUGAUGCAUACGAACGACUAAUCCUGGAUGUUUUUUGCGGUUCCCAAAUGCAUUUCGUACGCUCGGAUGAAUUGAGGGAAGCAUGGAGAAUAUUCACUAAAAUUUUGCAUCAAAUCGAAAAUGAAAAGAUCAAGCCAAUACCAUACAUAUAUGGGAGCAGAGGACCGAAAGAGGCUGACCAACUACUUGUCAACAAUAACUUCACCUAUACAGGGUCUUACAAGUGGAAACCAAAAAUGUAAUGAGUAAUACUCCAAUACCGCUGGAAACGAGCACAUUCCUGUUUUUUAUUUUGUAUACAAAUGAAUACAUAAUAUCAAGUUUGUGUUCUGGUUGUUUUGUUUUUCAAAGAAUUAUAGAUUAUUGGCAAUAAAGUUAUUCUAAAUUC
Phaedon cochleariae (mustard beetle) is the source of this 1783-nucleotide messenger RNA. NCBI's taxonomy places the organism in Eukaryota, Metazoa, Arthropoda, Insecta, Coleoptera, Chrysomelidae. The record is from the annotation of a GenBank genome assembly.